Molecule: messenger RNA, 558 nt
Organism: Adineta steineri
Lineage: Eukaryota; Metazoa; Rotifera; Eurotatoria; Adinetida; Adinetidae
Source: the annotation of a GenBank genome assembly
AUGGCAGCUCAAAUUCAACACCAUAUUCGUAACCUUGAAGAUACACUCAAAGGCUAUUUAUAUGAAGGUCCACUCACUACAUAUUGGUCUAUUCUUGAACAAAAAACUAAAGUUAAACGUGAACGAAUUGCUACAGGUUUACUUGGUUUUAUUGCAAUCUAUUUGAUUCUUGGUUGGGCUAAAGAUUUUGUCUGUAAUUUUAUUGGCUUCAUCUAUCCAGCUUAUGCUUCAGUUUUGGCUGUUGAAUCAGCAGCAACCCAUGAUGACACAGAAUGGUUAAUCUAUUGGAUUGUUUAUGCUUCAUUUGGUAUUGUUGAAUAUAUUGGAUAUACAUUCUUUCAUUCAUUACCAUUUUACUGGUUUGGUAAAUGUAUUUUUCUUUUAUGGUUAAUGGCUCCAGGAGAAAAAGGUGGUUCUCAUAUUUUAUAUCAUCGUCUUAUACGUCCGUUUGUACUUAAACAUCAUCCUGUUAUUGACAAACAUAUUAGCGAUGCUAAAGAACAAAUAAAUAAAUAUUCAAAUAUUGGUACCAAUGAUGGUGAUGGCAAUAAUGUUUGA